CCACACUCUCAGCACAGUGAACCACAUGGUUGCGUGUGUGGGUGGGACUGAAAAGAAAUCCGCGUUUUUGUUGACACGAGAUGAGCCGCUUUUCUUAUGUCAGUUGGAUGCGGACGUUGUUCUUUUGUGUGAACUGAUCUGGGUAACAGUAUAACAUAACAGUCACAUUGAUCAGGCCAUGCGCUUACCGCUUAGUGGAGUAGGUUACUACUUUUUUUAUGGAUUACAAAGCUAAAUUAACCUGCGGUGACAGAGACAAUGUCUCGUCCGGAAAUCUCUAUAUGUCCGCGGCAAUGUUCUCGGCGGGAGUUCUCGGAAAUUUAAUCGCCUUGGUCCUUUUGGAGAUGCGGCGCCGGAGGCAAAGUCCAACCCUUUUCCAGGUGCUGGUGACCGCGCUGGUGAUUACGGACCUACUGGGUACCUUCUCCGUCAGUCCUCUCGUACUAGCCUCCUAUACACAAAACAGGACCUUGAUGGGUAUGGGUGAAAACGGAGCAGUAUGCAACUAUUUUGGGUUCAGCAUGACUUUUUUCAGCCUCGCCACUUUGGCCAUUCUGUGUGCCAUGGCUUUGGAGCGCUACCUCUCCUUUGGACACCCGUAUUUUUACGAACGGCACUUAAGAAAACGCUGCGGAUACAUCACCAUUACACUCAUCUACCUGAUCUGCAUCCUUUUCUGCCUAGCACCUUUCGUGGGCUUUGGAAAAUACGUUCAAUAUUGCCCGGGGACUUGGUGCUUCUUUGACAUGGUCCCAUUAGAAACCAAACCAAAAGUUUACGUCGGUGUGUAUGCGUCAUUGACUCUCCUCAUGAUUUCUACCACAGUGGUCUGUAACUUAUCUGUCGUCUACCACUUAAUUAUGAUGUAUAGGAGGUGCAAAGCGCGUGUUUUAACGCGACGGAUACGGUUCUACCAAAGAUCCCUCUCUAUGACGGAGGAAGUGGAGCAUCUUCUGCUUUUGGUGUUCAUAACGGUGACCUUUGUCAUCUGUUCGUUUCCUUUAGUGCUCCGUGUGUUCAUCAACUUCAUGGGCAGGUCAAAUGAGAGCUAUGGCACUGAUCUCGCUGCUCUCCGCCUGCUGUCCUUCAAUUCCAUCAUCGACCCCUGGCUCUUCAUCAUCCUCAGCCCCUCGGUGCUGCGCUUCCUCUGGAGGAAGCUGACACUGUGUAAGCCCCAGAGGCCCCUUGAGGCCCCCACAUUCCCACGGAAAAAGGCUUUCCCCGUUGGGCCAAAACUCUCACUGCCAAACCCACCCAUGGAGCUCCAGAACGAGGAAGUGCAGAGAGUGGACAAGACAUAAUUUCAUGCAUAUGGAAUCAGGGGCCAAUGACCCACUCUAGAAGGAUUACAGUAACGAGACCAUUUGAUAUCAGCAGGAGCCUAAGUGGACACAGGAAGUGACUUGACAGAGUAGACAUCCACUGGUUGAAGGGACCCCCUUACACAGUGUGCAAAUAAACAUUUAGUGAGGUGCAGCAUUUUCACUUAUUGACCUCAUGACAGGAGGUUGGAAUAGAUUGAGGAAGAUAUCAGAGAUGUGGAAGGCUGUGGUGCUGACAUGUUAUACCCACACAAUAUGGAUUUGGAACCGGACUUAGCAUUUUGAUGCGUCUACUUAUUUCAUUGCUUCAUUAUAUUUAUAUACAAACUUUAUGAUCAGAAAUGUAUAGGACUGAAAUGUUAAUUUGACCGAACUCCUCCUGGACGAAUGGGUCCAGUAUUUACUAUAUUAAUAAAAGUCAAUAAACAUGA
Molecule: messenger RNA, 1753 nt
Organism: Oncorhynchus tshawytscha (Chinook salmon)
Lineage: Eukaryota; Metazoa; Chordata; Actinopteri; Salmoniformes; Salmonidae
Product: prostaglandin E2 receptor EP2 subtype
Exons: 2
Coding region: 219-1301 (360 amino acids)
Biological process (GO): adenylate cyclase-activating G protein-coupled receptor signaling pathway; cellular response to prostaglandin E stimulus; inflammatory response
Cellular component (GO): plasma membrane
Molecular function (GO): prostaglandin E receptor activity
Source: RefSeq, a predicted model, not a curated record